Molecule: messenger RNA, 553 nt
Organism: Daphnia pulicaria
Lineage: Eukaryota; Metazoa; Arthropoda; Branchiopoda; Diplostraca; Daphniidae
Exons: 5
Coding region: 60-455 (131 amino acids)
Source: RefSeq, a predicted model, not a curated record
AUAGUCAAAUCGUCCAGCUGUCAUAACUUCUAUUCUUUUAUCCACUUGUUGUGUUCACGAUGCGUCGUUCACUUUACGGAAUUUUGUUGUUGGUCUGCUGCUGUGCGAUUUCUUCCGUCUGCGCAGCUCCGAGUUCCGCUGUUAUCGGCAACGAACUGAACGGACUGGCCCGGAAUAUUAAUGGCACUAGUACAGACUUAGACUCUGAAGAUACUGACGAGAACCCCUUGGCCGUCGCUUGGUUGGUUGCGAGAUACGGAUGUGUUUUUGCGAGAGCGACCGCAGUGGUCUGCAAAUUUCUGCGCACUGGAGAUAUUGGUGAAAUGAUGUUGGUGGGACGUUCGGACAACGAAGAGUUGGACCAAAUAGACUGGAACCAAGUCCGCAAUGCAGUCAAGAAAUACGGCUGCCCUGUUAUUAAAGCUUUCGCAUUUGCUUGUAUUUCGAUUGGAUAAUUAGAUUUUGACGUUAAAUCUUAACAAAUCACAAUGGAUGGUGAUGAGCAAAUUUAUCCUUGAAUAAUAAAAUUAUUUAUCAAAAUUGAUUAUCCAAA